Messenger RNA from Rhineura floridana, 2944 nucleotides. RefSeq names its product DMRT like family A2 (gene DMRTA2). The coding region runs from base 102 to 1838 and encodes 578 amino acids. The transcript has 3 exons. The record is from RefSeq and is a predicted model, not a curated record. Gene Ontology annotation, cellular component: nucleus. Gene Ontology annotation, molecular function: protein binding; DNA-binding transcription factor activity, RNA polymerase II-specific; RNA polymerase II cis-regulatory region sequence-specific DNA binding. Lineage: Eukaryota; Metazoa; Chordata; Lepidosauria; Squamata; Rhineuridae. Gene Ontology annotation, biological process: regulation of transcription by RNA polymerase II; germ cell development; sex differentiation.
GUUUAGGAAGCGAUUGCACUUUGGUGGGGAAAAGGCCCACAGCGCCUUUGGCUUCCCCGCGAAAGCCUGUUUGAGAGUUUCGGUUCGCCGUCCCUAUCAGGAUGGAACUGAGAUCUGAGAUGCCCAACGUGCCCUCCGCACCCACUUCGGUGCCCCCCAGUUCGGUGGCGGCGGCCGCGGCGGCCGCGGCGGCGGCCAGCCUGCCAGUCAGCGUGGCCGGGAGCCUCCUGAGGGCGCCGCCGCUACUCCUUCGAGCGGCCGAGAAGUACCCCCGCACGCCCAAGUGCGCCCGGUGCCGCAACCACGGCGUGGUGUCGGCGCUCAAAGGCCACAAACGCUACUGCCGCUGGAAGGACUGCCUGUGCGCCAAGUGCACGCUGAUCGCCGAGCGCCAGCGCGUCAUGGCCGCCCAGGUGGCGCUGCGUCGGCAGCAGGCGCAGGAGGAGAACGAGGCCCGCGAGCUGCAGCUGCUCUAUGGCACGGCCGAGGGGCUGGCCCUGGCCGCCGCUAACGGCAUCAUCCCGCCCCGGCCCGCCUACGAGGUCUUCGGCUCGGUGUGCAGCGCAGACGGAGGCACGGGGGGUUCAGGUGAGGCACCGAGCGCGCCCCGAUCCCGCCACCUCGCCUGGCUCCGAGCCAGAGAGAACCCAUCUAUGACCAGGGGUUACUGUCUCUAUUAUGGACCCAUUUUAUUGCUUGAAGCCUCUGUUUAUGCAGAAGUAAACAGGUGUCAUUUGGACUUACUUCCAGAGGUUAAGCUGCAGAAAUUCGACCUGUUCCCCAAGACUCUUCUGAGCUCCCGGGCUGUAACCCCGCAGCAGGCCAAACCCUUGUCGCCGGAUGGAGCGGACGGCGUGCCAGGCACCUCAUCUCCGGAGGCGACCCGCCACGGCUGUGGCUCCGGCUCGGAAAACGGCGACGGCGAGUCCUCCCUCAGCUCGCCUGUCUCGAAAGGAGCCAAGGAUGGCUGCGGGGUCGGUGGGGUCGAGGAGGACAGUCCAGGCUCUAUCAGCCCACUGGGCUCCGACUCGGGCUGCUCGGAGGCUGAGCGGGAAGAAGUGGGGGCUUCUUCACCUGGUCUGGCUGCGGCGGCAGCGGUGGCCGCGGCGGGGGGAAGCCGGCAGCAGCGGACGCCGUUGGACAUCCUGACGCGCGUGUUUCCCGCGCACAAGCGCAGCGUGCUGGAGUUGGUCCUGGCCGGCUGCGGCGGGGACGUGGUGCAGGCGAUCGAGCAGAUCCUCAACAACCAUCACCACCCCCGCGGCGGAGGCAGCCCGGGCCAGGGCCUCGCCGCCGCGUCAGGACUGACCUCGGCGGGGCCAGACAAGGCGAGCGACGAGAGCUGGGCCCGGACCGCAGGAGAUGCGACGGGGACUCUAGGUGGCCUGCAGCCUUCACCAGCAGGCGCCGCCGCGCACCACCGCCCCCUGCUGGCCGGCGCCAUGACACCCGCCAUUGGCGCGCUGGGCAGCCGCUCGGCCUUCUCUCCUCUGCAGCCCAACGCCACCCACUUCGGCUCGGCGGCGGCGGCCGAGGCCAGUGCCUACCCUCUGGGCACGCACCUGGGCUUGAGCCCGCUGCGGCUGGCCUACUCGGCGGCGGCGGCGCACAGCCGAGGCCUGGCCUUCAUGACGCCUUACUCCACGGCCGGGCUCAUGCCCACGCUGGGGUUCCGGCCGCCCAUGGAGUACGCCUUCAGCGACCUCAUGCGAGACAGAUCCGCCGCCGCUGCUGCCGCCGCCGCUGCUGCUGCUGCCGCCGCCAGUGCACACAAGGAGCAGGCCUACCCCAACGGGCUGUACGGGCCCUUGGUCAACAGCGCCCCAGAAAAACAGUAGGCCAGUUCCCGCAAAGCCAAGGACGGCGCAUCAGGUGUCACACGAACUGCAGGCCUACUUAUAUGUGUAUAUAUGCAUAGAAAGAUAUACUUGUACAUAAACCGAGAGAGUAUGCAAGAGACGAACCAGAAGGAAAGAAUGAGACCCUGAUCUUCGGCUGAGUGACGCGGCCUAACUAAGGAUUUUGUCUCCCGCCGUCGUAGAAGCAGGUGUUAAUUAUAAAUUACACUCCGAUGUUAAACACAUUACUUAGAAGGAAGUUCACUGGAAAACAAACCAACGUUUAGGCUUGGAAGCUUAGCGUGAUAGGAAUUUUGACAUCUCCCGUUUCAUACAGCAACCAAUAAAAAGUAUGCCGCCUUGUUCGCUGCUUGAAGGAAUGGGAUGUGUAGGAACCAGUUUAUAGCAGGUCGGGAUUUUUCAAAACGUAAGGAGUACAAACGUAAUAAAAUAUAUACGGGCACCAAUUACGCAGAAUUAUUUCAUUGCCUUCUGUGAGUAACAAUGGAAGUUACUCCGCUCUCCCCCCCCCUCCGCCCCAAGCUGUGGGUUCCAAUUGAUCUCUUAGUUGUCAGGAUUUCAUUUCACCCUAUUUAUUGCAACGCAAACUGGUCAAAUAGGUGAGGGGUGACUUCUAGAUGUGCUGAACUUUUUUAAAAAAGUAAGGGCGCUUUUCUCUUGUUAAAGUUGUCCGUCAUUUUUAUCUUUUGCUUAUGCCUAUAAGCAUGGAUAUUCCUCCUGGUGCAUUGUGAGAUUGAUAUAUAUAUAUAUGUAUAUACAUACCGACAUAUAUACACAUAUAUACCAGCAAGUAUAUAGUAUAAUGUUAUCAAACGGAAAUCUAAGUUAUUAAUGUAAUUUGUAGGUGAAUUUAGUAUUAACGGUAAAUUAAACAAUCAGUUUUCAGUUUAAAACACACCAAGCAUAGAGAUUCAAUAUAUUGUACAUAAUUUUAAUGCUUCUUUUUAUUCACCUGCGGGGGGGGGAGAUAUAAUUUGUAAAUAAGGUUGAAAAGUAGAUAUAUUUGUAAUUGUCUUUUGGAAUCGAUCCAGAGGUUGUGCUUGACACCGUUUUAAUGAGUGAUCCGCAAGAAAAAAGACGUUGGU